UUCUCCUCCUGCUCUCCCUCUUCCGGGCUGCCAGGAGGCGGCGGCAGCGGCGGCGUGUGACCGGGAAAGCGCUCCGCGCCUGAGGGGAGAGAGAGAGAAGGUAGGCCUCAGCCGCCGCUAGGCCCAGCACAGGCCGCGCUCCCUCGUGGCCGCCGAAGCCCCCGAGAGACGCUUUGCAGGGAGGGGAAAGGGAGGGACGCGGCCUCUGAGCAUGUCCAGAGCGCCGCAGACUUAGGAAAUUAUUCUUAAUUUGCGCCUUUACGGCUUGGGGAGGGACGCGGCCUCUGAGCACGUGCAGAGAACCGCAGACUUAGGAAAUUAUUCUUAUUAUUUUGUACCCUUACGGCUUGGGGAGGGACGCGGCCUCUGAGCAUGUGCAGAGCACCUCUGACUUAGGAAAUUAUUCUUAUUAUUUUGUGCCCUUACAGCUCGGGGAGGAACGCGGCCUCUGAGCACGUCCAGAGCACAGCAAACUUAGGAAAUUAUUCUUGUUUUGCGCCCUUACGGCUUGGGAGGAACGCGGCCUCUGAGCAUGUGCAGAGCACCUCUGACUUAGGAAAUUAUUCUUAUUAUUUUGUGCCCUUACAGCUCGGGGAGGAACGCGGCCUCUGAGCACGUCCAGAGCACCGCUGACUUAGGAAAUUAUUCUUAUUAUUUUGUGCCCUUACGACUUGGGGAGGGACGCGGCCUCUGAGCAUGUGCAGAGCACCGCUGACUUAGGAAAUUAUUCUUAUUAUUUUGUGCCCUUACGACUUGGGAGGAACGCGGCCUCUGAGCACGUCCAGAGCACCGCUGACUUAGGAAAUUAUUCUUAUUAUUUUGUGCCCUUACGACUUGGGGAGGGACGCGGCCUCUGAGCACGUCCAGAGCGCCACGGGAUUCAUAAAUUAACCUUAUUUUGCACCCUUACAGCUCGGGGAGGAACGGGGCCUCUGAGCACGUCCAGAGCACAGCAAACUUAGGAAAUUAUUCUUAUUUUGCGCCCUUACGGCUUGGGAGGAACGCGGCCUCUGAGCAUGUCCAGAGCGCCACGGGCUUCAGAAAUUUUUCUUAUUUUAUGCCCUUACGGCCUGGGGAGGAACACUGCCUCUUGAGCACGUCCAGAGCACCACAGACUUAGGAAAUUAUUCUUAUUAUUUUGCGCCCUUACAGCUCGGGGAGUAAGGCGGCCUCUGAGCAUGUCCAGAGCACCACGGGCUUCAGAAAUUAUUCUUAUUUUGCGCCCUUACAGCUCGGGUAGGAACGCAGCUUCUGAGCAUGUCCAGAGUGCCCCGGACUUAGGAAAUUAUUCUUAUUACAGUAUUUUGCGCCCUUACGGCUCGGGGAAUUAUGCGGCCUCUGAGCAUGUCCAGAGUGCCACAGGUUUCAGAAAUUAUUCUUAUAUUGCGCCCUUACAGCUCUGCGUCCUUUGGGGGGGGACCGCCCACAGCGCUAUUUGGACCCCUGACGGUAAGUUGGUGGGUGGCACUCAAGACCCAAGGAGAUGGGGGGUAAAAAGGCAAUACUGUAAUGAAGCUGCCUACUUGGGCCCCCUGUCAUGGAUGCUUUAGUUGAAAUGCCUGCCUUGCUGCGGGUCAGACUAGAUGAUCCUUGCGGGUCCCUUCCAACUCUGUGAUUCGGUGACUAUAGCCGUGCCGAGCGUAGCAGCUUGGGAUUGAAAUAGGGAUGUGUUUUCCUGUGAAGUGGGCUGCAAUUGGGGAAUGGGUCUAGGAGACCACUGUAAGCAGAUGAAAACAUUAGCAGGAUUUUAACAAUACUUCUAACGUAGCGAAUAUCAUGGACAAUUUGGAAAGAUACAAAAUAGGCGUUAUGAAAUAAUAUGCAGUUGAGAGGGUGUACAAUAGGACCCAUGGAGUGGAAGGUGGGAAGUCAAGAUAUUUGGUGGAAUCUCGAAAUAUGGAUGUAAUUUGGAUUGCUAUAAACUUAAUACUUGCAAAGCCAAAUAAAAAUUACUGUAAAAAAAGAGAAGAAAUUGGGGGAUGGGGAAGGCUCCGAAAGUGAGCUUCAUGUGCCCACCACCAACAGGGAUGUGUUUUCCUGUGAAGUGGAACAGUAGGCAGUUGAUCGGGGCCAAGUCGGGACCAUGGAUCCACCUAGCUUUGUGUUUCCAGCUGUUUUUCAGACUACAACUCCCAUCAUCCCUUGCUAGCAAGACCAGUGGUCAGAGAUGAUGGGAGUUGUAGUCCGACAGCAGCUGGAGAGCCAAGUUUGAGAAACGAAGGGAAUGGAGAACCUGCAAGGCUCCAGAUGUUGGACUCUGGCUCCCUCCCAGCAUCCCUGUCAGUGGGGAGUUGGAGUCUGGCAACAUCUGGAGGGCCACAGCUUUCUGACCCCUAUCCUAGAUCAGGGGUUCCCAAGCUAUGGUCUGUUUCAUUCAGGUGGUCCAUGACUUUGCAGUUGAAGACAGGCAACAGCACAUCCAUGGCAUUAAAAACACAUAUUGGUUUUUAAUUGUUUUAUUUUUAUUGCUCGUUUUGUUUUGUUUUUUGCAUUGUAUUUUAUUGUGCUGCAGUUUGUGGAAUGCAAAUUGCAAUGCUAUAAAAUGCAAGAUAACUCUAAGGAGUAAAAGUAGCAAUCAAAAUACAAUAAAAAAACCCCUCACCCUGUGCAGUGCAGCUGCUGCAGCAAACAGAUGGAGAAAUUGUUAAGUGGUUUGCGAAGACCCUCGUUGAAGGAAAGAUGCUUUGAAGGAAAUAAAUCUUUAAACAUACUGUGGCUAGCCAGCUCCCUCUGGUGUUACUGUAAAAUACGCAUGCCCACCCACCAAAUCGUAAAAACUUGUUAUCUCAUUUGCUGCCAUAACUGCUUUGUGGCUCUGAUGGACUCCUUCCAUGUACUCUUCCUUUACAUUCCUAGAUCAAGGGAAAAAAAUAUUUUAUCAUCUGGCCUGCUAGGUGUAGUAGUAGUAGUAGGAGGAGGAGGAGAGAGCGCAUAUUCCAGGUGUGUCGAGCACCUUGAUCUUCAGUUUCAUAUGAAAGUUGGGAAACUACAUUCAGAUGAUAGGAAAACAGUGAGAUUAUAUGGGAAAUGAAUUCUGGGACCUUGAUGUCCUUUCCCAUUUAGAAUUGGCAUUAGGUUUGGUGGUGAGAUCCAGACAUAUGCUUACAAUAUAUAUGUCUGUGGCAUGGAUUAACCUUCAAACAAUAAUAAUAAUAAUUUUAUUACUUAUACCCUGCCAGUCUGGCCUGGUCUCCCCAGCCACUGUGGGCGGCUCCCAACAGAAUAUUAAAAACAUGAUAAAACAUCAGACAUUAAAAACUUCCCUAAACAGGGCUGCCUUCAGAUGUCUUCUAAAAGUUGUACACCAAUCUAUCCUGGUAGGGAUAGAUUUCUUGUACCUUGGGUAAGGUUCUCGGAGCUUGUUCAUUCUGUUUAAAAAAAAAUUCAACUACAUUUUCCAAAGGUGAUGGUACGACGCAUUUCAAGGGCCCCUUUAUCAUUUUGUAACAUGUCCAGCGAAAGAUGAAAAAUGCUAACUUUGUCCUUAUUGUCCUUCUCAGUCUAGUUCUUUUCUGAACGGAUAAUUGUGGUAGUUGAAGAAUAAAGCAACUCUGAAUCUCCAGGGUCCUCCUUAAUUAAGAUGACCGACUCCAGGCCUCUGCAGGGUGAAUCGCCUGUUGCUCAGCUUGAUGUGACCAUCUCAGCUUGUGAAGAUGGGGCAUUCCAAAAGAGAGGGCACAAAGCAAGAAUUCUUAGCCCCGCAGAAGCCGAAAAACUGGCCAAAGAACAGGUCUUAGUCUCUGACUUCAAACAACAGAAACUAGAGAAGGAAGCACAGAAGAACUGGGAUCUGUUUUACAAAAGGAACAGCACCAACUUUUUCAAGGACAGGCACUGGACAACAAGAGAGUUUGAAGAAUUAAAAGCAUGCCGUGAAGUGAGUGUCAUGCAUGCUAGAGCAUCAGAGGGAAAGCAAGAGCUACAGUAGAAAUGUGGGGUUUUUUUGUGAGCUGGAAAGCCCUAGCCAAUCUUUGUUCCAUCUUAAUUUAUGUAAAAAUUUGCAUGAAUGCAAUAGGUACAUAGAUGCACCUUGCUGUUUCCAUGAUGCUGCCCAGGCAGUUACUAUGGUAAAACCUGAUUUGGCAACUCCUCAGAUAUUUUUGCUGAUGCCAGUCGGUUACUUAGCAUGCAAAGGUCCUGCUCACAUAAACAGAACUUCCCAUUUCUGCGGAAAUUGUACAUUGCAGUCCUUUGCACAAAUGCUUCAUUCCGCUCCAAUGACCUCCUUGCUCUAGAUGGUUAUGGUGUAUUUUAUUUAAUCAGAAUUACAUAAUAUGUCAUCUAACAAAUCCUAGACAUUGUACAGUGGAGUCCCUGCAAUGAUUGCAGGAUAAGUCAGUAUUAGAAUUACUCCCCCCCCCCCCCCAAAAAAAAAAAAUCAGGACAAUAGUAUUCCAGAUGCCUCCAGAAUAGAUUAGUGAAUGACCUGGGAGGAUCUGAUGUUGACACUAAGUAGGGAUAAAUCUGGUUAGUGUUUCGAUGGGGGACUGCUGGGAAUCACAGUAUUACUGUAGGAGACAUAGCUGCCCAUUUUACCCCCACAGGGUGGUUUGGAACCUAAUUUGCUUGGAAGAUUGUAUCUGUUGGGCAAUGAAGACAGCAGGAUGAUGAUGAUGAUGAUGAUGAUUUUAUACCCUGCCCAUCUGGCUGGGUUUCCCCAGCCACGCUGGGCUGCUUACAGCAGAUAAAAUAUAUAAUGCAUCACAACAAAUGGCAAUCUGGGGGAAACCCAGAUUCCUGUUAGCUCCAACUGAGCACUAAAGAGCAGUUUUUCCCCCAGGAGGGUGACGGUAGCAGCAGAACAAGGGGAGGUGUGGAUAAGCCAGUCUGUAUAUACAUAUGUUUUGAUUGUGAAAUCGCUAUGCAUCAUACAGCUUAAAACAUAGUGAGAGAUGAUGUUCUUGUUGUGAUUAGUAGUAUUUAUAAUCUGCUCUUAAUUGAAUAUUUCAGUUACAGAGCAGGGGACAAUACUGCUCUGUAAACAAUAAAAAAUAUACAAAGUAAAUAUAACAAUGUGUAAAAAUUACAGAAUCUGUAAAAAUAGGUCCAGCGUAUAACAUAAACAAAUGACAAAAAUAAGCACUCUUAUUAAACAAACGACUUAAACAAAUGACAAAAAUAAGCACUCAUCACAAAAUAAGCACUCUCCCUUGGUCUGACACAUAAAGAGGGCCCACUCUGCACCAACAGACUCUUACUCCGUUGGCGUAUGAACAACUUAAUGCCUUUCACCCCUGCUCUCCAACCCAAACAGGCUGUCAUCCUGAAUAGCUGCCCGUAAGCAUCUGCAACAGGGACGCGGGUGGCGCUGUGGGUUAAACCACAGAGCCUAGGACUUGCCAAUCAGAAGGUCAGUGGUUCGAAUCCCCACAACGGGGUGAGCUCCCGUUGCUCGGUCCCUGCUCCUGCCAACCUAGCAGAUCGAAAGCAUGUCAAAGUGCAACUAGAUAAAUAGGUACCGCUCUGGCGGGAAGGUAAACGGCGUUUCCGUGCACUGCUCUGGUUCAUCAGGAGCGGCUUAGUCAUGCUGGCCAAAUGAUCCGGAAGCUGUACGCCAGCUCCCUUGGCCAAUAAAGCGAGAUGAGCGCCGCAACCCCAGAGUCGGCCAUGACUGGACCUAAUGGUCAGAGGUCCCUUUAAGCAUCAGCAACAGCAACCUUGUACCCUGUUUUUCUGCAGUAGCAACACAGCAAAAACCCACACACAAAAAUGAAGCACACAAAAGAGGAUUGUGCCCUCAUGGAGACCCCAAAGCGAAGACUACAAUGAAGAGAGGCGUCCCUUUCUUGGCUCUGUCUUUAUUGUAAACAAAUGAUUUCCAGGGUGAUAAAACUUAGCACUGCAACGUGAAUAAUAUGUGUGGACCUCCUUUCUGAAAACAUUGCAGCUUUUUAAUGAUGAAUUUUGCUCUGGAAAGAUAUAUCAAAUGCAAUUGUUUCUCUUCCAAACAGUUUGAGGAUCAGAAACUCACCAUCCUUGAAGCAGGCUGUGGUGUCGGGAAUUGUUUGUUUCCACUUUUAGAAGAGGAUUUGAAUAUCUUUGCUUAUGCCUGUGAUUUCUCUCCCCGAGCUGUGGAAUAUGUAAAGGUUGGUGAGAUGUUUGUCUUACUCUCCCCCCUCCCCCCCCCCCGCACAAUAAUGUUCUUUGAAAAGGGAAAAUAGUAUAUCCCUAUUUUUUAAAAGUGAAUGAUAAAAGAAAUGAAGAAAAAGAGGAGGAGGACAGAUUGUGCCAAAAAUUAGGGGUUCCUACAUAUGUUGUGUAGGGUUUACUACAUGGCUGUUCCCAAUUAUUAUUCAUUUACACAUUUGGUUAGCCCGAAAUAACAAUUUCUGGAGAGUGAUUGCUACAUCAGGCUAACCGAAUAAAGUUUUUAAUUCUUCCUACCCUUGUAUUUGAUUACAUGAUCAGUGAUGAAUACUUAACUCUUGAAUGCUACAGUGUGUGGCAUUGAGUCCCAGUCAUGGUUUCCUUUCUUCCCUAUUUCACGUUGAGAUCAGCAGGCACAAACACUGAAUUGUUGUGAAAAAGUAGGCAUCAUAUGACUGAAAAUAUUGAAUUGGAGGCUUGAAAAGAAAUCAGUCACCUUCUGUGCAGAGAGACAGGGUAGCCUGGGUAGCACAAGAGGACAGGGCUCCUGAACCUGUAGUAGCUGUGUAAAGAGAAAUUUCAGCAGGUGCAGCAAAAAUGGAAGUCUGAAAAUCUUCACAACUACAACAUCAGGUUUUCCAUGGUCAGCUUUGGUUAAGGCUGUCGUGGCAAUAGUCUCCCUUGUUUUAGCCGCAUAAGUUUCUGCAACCAUAAUCAGUACAUAGCAGAAUGUGCUCAGAUAAACAGAAGAAAAAUAUAUACAGUGGUACCUCAGGUUAAGUACUUAAUUCAUUCCAGAGGUCCGUACUUAACCUGAAACUGUUCUUAACCUGAAGCACCACUUUAGCUAAUGGGGCCUACUGCUGCUGCCGCGCCCCCGGAGCACGAUUUCUGUUCUCAUCCUGAAGCAAAGUUCUUAACCUGAAGCACUAUUUCUGGGUUAGCGGAGUCUGUAACCUGAAGCCUAUGUAACCUGAAGCAUAUGUAACCUGAGGUACCAGUGUAUUCCUGUGCUCUUUUAUCGUACUGCAUAUGUUGACUAACCUUAACUCAUGUAUAUCUGUGACAUUAUAAGGAUUACAUAAAUUCCUUUCUAAUAUGAAAAUGUCAGGAAAGAGAUUGUUGCCAGGUUUUGGGGUGCAGACAUAUCUUCUAAUAAUUUCAAAAACCGGGGGCAAAGAUUCUAUCUAUCCUUUUUUUUAUUAUGGUUUUUAAAGAAAAAGUAUUUUUGAAUUUUGAAGAUUUAUAACAAGUCAGUCUAGCAUAUUUGAAGACAGGUUUUCAAAAGAUUAAUUUAUUAAAAGUGACUUGUCCAAGAUAUUGACCAUGACCUCAAAAGGCUGAUGGUAUGAUAACUCCAUGAACAGUACGGGAUUUUCUUGACUAUUCUUGCCACAGUGAUUCUGACCCCUGGUAAGGCUAGUUGUUAAUGAGUUCAAAAGCAGUUACCGGUAGUUCUCAAACGUUUUGGCUCCCGAAUGCCGCAAACCCGGAAGUGACUGUUCCUGUUUGCAAACUAUUUUUGAAAGCCGAACAUCUGACAGGCCUUCUGUGGCUUCUGAUUGGCGGCAGGAGCUUCCUGCCGCCAAUCAGAAGCCGCGCUUUGGUUUCUGAACGUUUUGGAAGUCAAACGGACUUCCGGAACGCCAAGGUACGACUUUACUAUACUAUAAUAUACUAUCUAAAAUCUUGAUUUAGUGACAUGUUUGUGGUAUAUCUGUGCCACAAAGGGAUAGAAAUGAUUGUUCUCUUGCUGUUUCAUGCUUUCCUGGGGCACUUUUCAAAAAGUCUUCAUUUCAGCAAGUGAAAUCGGAGCAUUUGAUUGCAAAUGUUUCUCAGAAAAAAACCUUUUCACUUCAUAGCAAAACCCUUUAUAUGAUGCCCAGAGAUGCAAAGCAUUCCAGUGUGACCUUACCAAAGAUGACAUUUUGGAAAAUGUGCCGUCAGAUUCCGUGGAUGUUGUGACCUUAAUAUUUGUGCUGUCUGCCGUUCAUCCUGAGAAGAUGCAUCUGGUUUUGCACAAUCUUUAUAAAGUAAGCAAGCUUGCAUUUUAAUCAAUCUACCAUAAAAUCAUCAAACAUGUCUGCUCCAAAAAGUCGCCACAUGUUUGCACGCUGUGGCCCCCUUCCUCCAAAAUACAUUGGUGCCCAAGUGAGCUAAUGAGAAAUACGGACAUGGGGUAGCUUUGUCAGGGCUGUGUGUACCUUCACUAAAAGGUAAAAAAAUGGAAAUCUAGGCAGUUCAAAAGCCCUAUUUUGUUUAAUUUCAGCUAUGCUAGUCGCUGAGGAAAGGCAACAAGAUAUGCAGGGCACCAAAUGUCUUGUGUAUCACUGGGGUCCAAUCCCACUUCUAUAAUCCUUUACAGUGGUACCUUGAUACUCGAAUGGCUUGGCUUCUGAACGCCGCAAACCUGGAUGUAAUUGUUCCUGUUUGUGAAUGUUUUGCAGAAGCCGAACGUCCAACGUGGUUUUCGCUUGAGUGCAGGAAGAUCCUGCAGCCAAUCGGAAGCCGCACCUUCGUUUUCGAGCGGUUUUGGGAGUUGAAGAGACUCCCGGAAAGGAUUAAGUUUGAGAACCAAGGUACCACUGUACUUGGAUAAACCCAGUUUCUUUUUUCUAAAAAAAAGUUUAGGGGUACUCUCAUUUUGACACAAGAAAACCACCAUUUUGUAAUUCAAAUCAAGGAAAAUAAAUACAGUAAAUGAACAAAAGUACAAAGACUCACAAAAUGUUUAGGGGCAUGCAUACCCUUGCGUCCUCCCAGAAAAAAAGCACUGGAUAAAACUAUGAUUGGAGCAUUCAGAGAAAAGUUUUUCCCAAGUACCUUGUAAUAGUAGGAAUAAAAUGACCAGUGCGUUUGAUGUGCUGUAAAAAGAUAUCUGAAACAGCUGAGCCUCAUGACACACAAUAUUCCAUUUUUAGAUGUAGCGCCAUGUUUCUGUUUUAUAAUGUCAAUUUAAUUUUUUGUUACUUAUUUGUCAGGUCUUAAAACCAGGCAAAUGUGUGCUGUUCAGAGAUUAUGGCCUCUAUGAUCAUGCUAUGCUACGGUUUAAGUCUUCUAACAAGCUUGGAGAAAACUUCUAUGUCAGACAGGAUGGAACCAGGUCAUACUUUUUCACAGAUGGUGAGUCUUUCGGCUUUGUUUACACUUUGCUUCCCAGAACUGUUGCAUUUUUAUCCCAGUUACUUUAUGAAUCGCUUCCGGUGAAACAUCUCAAAGCGAUUAACAAUAAAAAUGUAAUCAAAACAAAUACAAAAAUCAUUAAAAAAUUGAAUACAAACUGGGUUUAAAAUCUCCACUUGUAUGGUCUUGUGGCAUUCCCUUAAGUAUAAAUUAUGGGAUUCAGUAGUCAUUUCACAUUGGUACUGUGCAUGGGGCUUUAUUGUGCUUCUCUAAUUACUUUUCACUAUUCCUAAAUUCUCUUGAGUCUUUUCCCCCCCAUUUUACAUCAAACAAUAAAAUAAUUUUUCAUCAAAUUUCAGUACCCCAUUUCGACCUCCCUCCCUUUCUGCAGUUACUUAUCUUUAUAUGUAAUACAUUUGUAGCAUCUCCAAGUUAAACCUAGUUAUUAUUUGUCCAGAACAAUCAAAAUUAGUUUUAUAUCACUGCACGUCUUUACAUUAAUCCUGCUAAUGAUUUGAUCUGUUUACAAUCAUUUUUAAAAUAUCCAAUAUACGAUUUCCAUUCCAAAUUAAAAACUCUUUCAUCUUGAUUUCUUAUUCUUCCGGUAAGUUUACCAUUUCUGCAAAUUCCAACAGUUUUUACUGCCAUUCUUCUUUAGUCUCAGGACACUAUCUUCUUUCCAUCUUUGGGAUAAAAUCAUUUGGGCUGCCAUUGUCGCAUACAUAAAAAAGUUUUUAUAUUGUUUGGGUAUCUCUAGUCCUACUAUUCCUAAAAGAAAAGCCUCUGGUUUCUUAAAAAAGGUUAUCUUAAACAUUUUUUUCAACUCAUUGUAUAUCAUUUCCCAGUAGGCUUUUAGCUUCUUACAGGUCCACUGCAUAUGAAAAAGGUACCUUCUUUUUCUUUACACUUCCAGCAUACAUUCAAUUCAGAUUUAUACAUUUUUGCUAAUCUGUUAGGUGUCGGGUACCAUCAAGUUCUCUGAGUCUUGGUGAUGUGAGUUAGAGGAGAGCGUUGCAGCAAAACCCCACCAGAGCAAAAUAGUAACCUUCAAACUAUACACAGAUACUGGGGUUCCAGCGAUGCAGAUAUAAUGAGGUACACGACCAAAUAAAUAUUGUAGAACUGCUGCUUAUGCAUAAAAGGCCUUAAAUCUAGAUCUGAUUGAUGAUAAGGUAUCCUUACAAUUUUGGGGAGGCCACUUACCAAAUAUGGAUUACAGUUUUGUCCGCUUUAAAGUUCAACCAGUCAAGUAGGAAAGAACAACAAACUUAAUCACGACAAUUGUGAUUUCUUCAGCAAAUGAAGUCUAGGGGCUGAUGCUUGAGAACUACCCUAAUGCUCUUUCUUUUGACUUUUGAAGUCUUAGUUGCCUGCUGCAAAACCUUCUCGUUACCUGGGGCUUCUAAUUCUAUUAAAAUGCAAAGGCUCUGGGCAGGGCUGGGCUGAAAAGAGGAGCCUGCGUAGUUACACACUGCCAUCUCACGUUCGCGCUUCCACCUACGCUGGAUGACUGCUCUAUCUUUCUUCUCUUCAGAUUUCUUGGCUGAACUUUUCCUAUCCGUGGGGUAUGAGCAGGUGGUCAAUGAAUACGUGCUGCGAGAGACGGUGAACAAGAAGGAAGGCCUGUCCGUGCCGAGGGUUUUUCUCCAAAGCAAAUUUCGGAAGCCUCAAAGGGAGACGUGAUUUUUGCUCACGGGCACCUGGACUAUUUUAAGUUGGCAUUUGGAUGUUUCACAGAAGUGGCCUCCCUUUGGUGUUAUACCAGGGUGAUUGACUCUGUUCUUGCCAAAGCUGCUGUCCUGUUUUCUUCGCUGCAGGUGAAUGGCCCGCGGAAUAAAGGAACCGAUGUGAGCAGCCAGUACGUCUUGCCAUGACUCAGGUUCUCCAUCGUAAAGCAAAUACAUUUAUUUUUUAAAUCUUGGCAUUAGAUGGCGCUAUACAGCAAGUUUCUGUAUCAUCAGUCCACGCAUCCUCUUGAACAAUUAGAAUUGCCUUUCCCCCUGUAAACUGUGCCACUUAAAAAGAAUAAGAAAUAAGAGGUGGAGGGGAAAGGGUAACGUUCCUGAGCACCACCUGCAGGAGAGCAAGUCAAAACUCCCCUAAAUUGUGUCUCUGCUUGUGAUUGUUCCCUUGCUCAGGCUGAUUAAAUGUGUCUGUUGCUUCCAGCUUACAACACCCUGAAGCAGUUUAGUGAGGAAGUCCUGUUUUUAGAUGGGAAAUCUGACGUUUCAUUUUGUAAUGUUAAAGGAACCCUGACCAUUAGGUCCAGUCGUGACCGACUCUGGGGUUGCACGCUCAUCUCGCUCUAUAGGCCGAGGGAGCCGGCGUUUGUCCGCAGACAGCUUCCAGGUCAUGUGGCCGGCAUGACUAAGCCGCUUCUGGUGAACCAGAGCAGCACACGGAAACGCCGUUUACCUUCCCGCCGGAGCGGUCCCUAUUUAUCUUCUUGCACAUGACGUGCUUUCGAACUGCUAGGUUGGCAGGAGCAGGGACCGAGCAACGGGAGCUCACCCUGUCACGGGGAUUCGAACCGCCGACCUUCUGAUCGGCAAGUCCUAGGCUCUGUGGUUUAACCCACAGCGCCACCCGCGUCCCUUUUUUUGUAAUGUUAGCUUCUGGGAAAUUAUUACCAUAGAGUUUGUGUAAAGUGACGCAAGCAGCAUGAUUGAAUGGACAGUGAGCGUGCACACGAGAAGUCUAGCCUCUCUCUGAUGUACUAGCUUUGUAACAGGUAACGGGAAGCAUUAAAUUGUGCUUCCGCCAAAGUGGUGCUGUCCCGGAAGAACUGCGUCAGAACUGUGGUUUCAGGGGAGCUGUAGGUCAGUUCUUAUUUGACAGAUUGGACAGGCUGUUGCCCCCAUGUACUCACUCGACCUUUGGGGCCAAUUGAGGUUCUGCCCUGAAUAAAGCCUAUACAGCUUGUUUACUUUCAGCACAAGAAGGUCCCAGAGGAAAGGAUUCCUGCCUUUUUAGAAAAGGAACGUAUCUCUUGUUCCCAGUUGUGUGCUGCAGCACUGAAAUGGGACCACAGAAAAGCACUUUGGAAACAUCCUUGGCUGUGUGUACUUCAUGGUAAAAACCAUUAAAACUCAGCACAGAUGUGCCUAUUUCCAUUAUCCAUUUAAAUCUUGCAAAUAUGGGUCCAGAGCAACAGGUAGUUUGCCAGGUGGGCUGGCAGCACUUUCUAGUUCUCCAUAACAACAGCACUAGCACAUGAUGCUCUUGUCUUUUAUAUGCAGGAUAGGAUGACGCAGGGCCUAGGCCCUAGGAGAUGCUGGCAUGAAGGCCUAUGAGAAACCCACCUAGCCUUACGCAUGGACCAGCGUACAAAUGACAAACUACUGCCGUUUCCUGUAAUCCUGCCUUUCUUGCGACCUUUAAGGGUUCUGUUUGUUUUUAAUAGUGCCAGCAGACUAUUAAAGCCCAAACCAGAAAGAUCAAAUUGCACUGAUUCUGGGCAAAGACUUUUAUAAACACAUUAAACCUUUUAAAAAUAAUAACAGCAUGGAAUAUGCUUCGCAGAAAGUCUGUAGGCAAAAAGAGAGAGGCAAGCACUGCUCCUUCUUCAGUAAUUCUAUGAUGAGACUUAUAUUUGACCUUUAAUGGGAUGGAGAAAGGUCUGCAGUUCUGUCCUCAGCAGGUCUCAAGGUCUGUAUUGGGGUAAAUUACUGUAUUUUUCGCUCUAUAGGAUGCACUGGACCAUAGGACGCACCGGACCAUAGGAGGGGGAG
Messenger RNA from Podarcis lilfordi (Lilford's wall lizard), 12941 nucleotides. The record is from the annotation of a GenBank genome assembly. Lineage: Eukaryota; Metazoa; Chordata; Lepidosauria; Squamata; Lacertidae.